AUGACUAGCACCCUUGACCCGGCCAACUACAGCGUCGGCGUCGGCUCCAUUCACAUCACCGAGCUGCAGAUGCACCAGGUGGCGGCCGUCUUUGUGCACCCGCAGUACCAGCGCAAGCAGAAGUUCGACAUUGCGCUGAUGAAGCUGGCCACGCCGCUCGCCUUCAGCACCAAGAUCAAGGCCGUCUGCCUGCCGGAGUACUCCUUUGAGCCGCUGAACGCAAAUAAGGCGCGCGUCAUCGGCUGGGGCUACCACCACUUCAAGGUGAAGAAGGUCUCCGCCUCGCUGCAGGAGGUCGACCUGGACGUCAUCCCGCUGGAGCGCUGUCGGACGAUGUACGAGCCCAUCAAGCAGGACAUCAUUCGCUCGCAAAUCUGCACCUGGUCGGACCGCAAGGAUGCCUGCAGUGGAGACAGUGGCGGACCGCUUUUUGUGUACCUGCAGGACAAGGCCGUCCUCUACGGCAUUGUCUCCUUCGGCGUGACCUGUGCAGAUGAGUUUCCAGGUGUGUACACCGCUGUGAGCUACUACCUCAACUGGAUGAACAAAAUCAUGACGCAAAAUUGA
Rhagoletis zephyria (snowberry fruit fly) is the source of this 567-nucleotide messenger RNA. Lineage: Eukaryota; Metazoa; Arthropoda; Insecta; Diptera; Tephritidae. The record is from RefSeq and is a predicted model, not a curated record.